Hordeum vulgare subsp. vulgare (domesticated barley) is the source of this 1322-nucleotide messenger RNA. Its product is annotated as ras-related protein Rab2BV-like. The record is from RefSeq and is a predicted model, not a curated record. The transcript has 2 exons. Lineage: Eukaryota; Viridiplantae; Streptophyta; Magnoliopsida; Poales; Poaceae. Bases 346 to 996 code for a protein of 216 amino acids. Gene Ontology annotation, molecular function: GTP binding; GTPase activity. Gene Ontology annotation, cellular component: endosome.
UCGAUCGGCUGGCCCUCGAGAUAGCCAAAGCCGGGGCGGGGCCAGCUGGGCACGGCACGAGAUCCCUCCCCCCCUCCUUUCCUUCCUUCCUCCCCUCCCCUCGUCGGCCGUUCCUUUCUCGGAUCUGCCUGUCCGCCCCCACACCCCUCCCCCCCUCCCAUUCCCCUCCCGCUCGGCCCGGCGAGCAGCGUCGCCUCCCGUCCCGUCCCGUCCCCUCCCGGUAAGCGAAGCCAAGCGUCGACGAGGUCUUCUGUUCUGAUCCGCGUGGGUUGCUCAUUGGCCGGGUCAUCGAUCGGGGUCCGCGGGAGGAGAGGCGGCGACGGGGAGGAAGGAAGGGAGGCGGCGAUGGCGCACCGGGUGGACAACGAGUACGACUACCUCUUCAAGAUCGUGCUCAUCGGCGACUCCGGCGUCGGCAAGUCCAACAUCCUCUCCCGCUUCACCCGCAACGAGUUCUGCCUCGAGUCCAAGUCCACCAUCGGCGUCGAGUUCGCCACCCGGACCCUCCAGAUAGAAGGAAAGACUGUGAAGGCACAGAUAUGGGACACGGCUGGUCAGGAGAGAUACCGUGCAAUUACUAGUGCUUAUUACAGGGGUGCUGUUGGAGCACUCCUAGUCUUUGACAUAACGAAGAGGCAGACCUUCGACAAUGUUCAGAGGUGGCUCCGUGAGCUCCGGGAUCAUGCAGAUGCCAACAUUGUUGUCAUGAUGGUCGGGAACAAGUCAGACUUGAACCACUUAAGAUCGGUUCCUGAGGAAGACAGCCAAGCAUUCUCUGAGAAAGAAGGCCUCUCUUUCCUUGAGACCUCUGCACUGGAGGCAAUCAAUGUGGAGAAGGCAUUCCAUACUGUGCUGAGUGAAAUUCACCAGAUUGUAAGCAAAAAAGCACUUGCAGCACAGGAGUCCGCUGCUGCCAACGGGCGUUCGAUGCAAGGAACGACUAUUAACGUUGCUGAACCAUCCACCAACGCAAAAGGUUCUUGCUGUUCCAGUUGAAGAACUGGUUCCAGUGGAAGUGAUUCUUGUCGGAAACUUUUGUUUUCGCAGAACUGGACCAUGACAUACAUAGGUUAUAGUUUGGUCUCAGAUAUUCUUGUUUCUCAUCCUGAAUCCCAUGACUGGUAAUUCCUAUCGCAAGAACACCUUUACCAUACUCUAUAACCUGCCUCUCCAUCAAAUCAUUCCCAUUUUGUAUUCUUAUAACUAUCAUCGAUUUCACUUGUACAAUCGAGAAAUCGAACAACAUGUUGUAACAAUGAUUAUUUCCUGUUAACAACAAUAAUAAUUGUCAAUGGAAUUAUUAUGCUCUUGAAUUUCGUUAA